Podarcis muralis (Common wall lizard) is the source of this 8226-nucleotide messenger RNA. NCBI's taxonomy places the organism in Eukaryota, Metazoa, Chordata, Lepidosauria, Squamata, Lacertidae. The record is from RefSeq and is a predicted model, not a curated record.
UUGGGCCAUGCAUACUUUAAACCAUGGUAUUUUGCUGCCAUAAGAUGUGAUGAUGGCUGCUAACUUUGAUAACUUCAAACAGGAGUGAGACGAAUUCACGAGGGAUAAGACUCUAGUCAUAAUUGCUGUUUCCUUUGUCCUGAAUGAGAGGCAGCAUGCCUCUGAAGACCAGUUUCUGGCAAACAACAGCAGGAGAGGACCGUUCCACUUCUUUCCUGCUUCUGGGCUUCCCAUAAGCACUCUGGGAAGUGUGAUGAGCCUUUGGUCGGAUGCAGCCGAGCUCUUAUUGUAAGUUUGGGUUGAUAUGUUUGGCUGAACACCUUGGUCAUGGACUCUCAUUCGUGAUGUGGAGUUUUUCAAGCAUUCACUAUGCUGUAAGCAGUGGCUUGAUUCUGUCCUUAGUCUGUACAUUAAUGGAGGUAGAGAUUGACUGUGUGUCCUUACGCUUUCUAAUAACGUUGGAGCUUUUUGCUUUCAAGCGUACUACCCUUAAUAACUUUACAGUAUGCUGUUAAUCCAUUUGGUCCUGCACUUUUCACGCUUGCUUUUUAAAAAAAAAAAUAUGCCUCUUCCCAGACCUGAGACCUUGGGUUACCAUAAACACCUCCUUCCACCCCCACCUGCUUAUCAGUUAGAAAGGCUUGCUUUGAAAAAGUCAAAGAACCAUUGGCCUAAACCAUUUGCUACUGAUGGGGUGGGUGAGUUAAAAACUCCCCUUGGUAAGCGAUAUACUUUUUAUACUUGGGAAUUUACUUCCUGAUAUUAACCUAAACCUAGCUGCAGUUGAGUAUCGUUCUCCUUUGCCUUUGUCUUCCGUAUUUGGAAGCUAUCCUAGGAUCCAUCAGCGUCCUCGCUUCGCAUUCAGAUAAGAGUGUUGUAAAGAUGGAUAUAGAGGACUGCAAUGGACGCUCUUACAUAUCCGGUAGUGGAGAUUCCUCUUUGGAAAAGGAGUUCACCUCCACGAUUGUGGGCCCUACUGUGAGCACACCAAACAGCCAACAUUCCUCCCCAAGCCGCUCCCUUAGUGCAAAUUCUAUCAAGGUGGAAAUGUACAGUGAUGAAGAAUCAAGCCGGCUGCUGUCGCAUGACGACCGGCUCAUUGAAAAAGAGGACAGCGUGAUUGUGGAGGAUUCUCUCUCUGAGCCACUCGGCUACUGUGACGGGACAGGGCAGGAUCCACAUUCCCCUGGCGGCAUCCGGCUACCCAAUGGCAAGCUGAAAUGUGAUAUCUGUGGGAUGGUGUGCAUUGGCCCGAACGUACUGAUGGUGCACAAGCGCAGCCACACCGGUGAGAGGCCGUUCCAUUGCAAUCAGUGCGGUGCCUCCUUCACCCAAAAGGGCAACCUCCUGCGCCACAUCAAGCUGCACUCGGGCGAGAAGCCCUUCAAAUGUCCCUUCUGUAACUAUGCCUGUCGGAGGAGAGACGCACUCACGGGGCACCUCCGAACACACUCAGUCUCCUCCCCCACCGUUGGAAAGCCCUACAAAUGUAAUUAUUGCGGCCGCAGCUACAAGCAGCAAAGCACGUUGGAAGAGCACAAGGAACGCUGCCACAACUACCUGCAGAGUCUUAACACUGAACCACAGUCGCUGGCUGGCCAGCAAGGUGACGAGAUGCGAGACUUGGAGAUGGUGCCGGACUCCAUGCUUCACUCCUCAGCCGACCGGCCAACCUUCAUUGACCGACUGGCAAACAGCAUCACCAAACGAAAACGCUCCACACCUCAGAAAUUUGUGGGUAAGGAGCUUCCCCUGGAUUCCUGGAAGUGGACUAAAGGAGAGAAGCAGAUGCGGUUUGGCCUCUCCGACAUGGCAUUUGACGUCAGCUCCGGCUUCGAGAAGGACGUGGAGAUGGUGGCGGCCCACCAUCCCAUGGACACGAGCUUUGGCGGAUCCCUGUCCUUCAUGGGAGCAGAACACUUGCGCCCUCUCAGAAUCCCGCCGACCAACUGCAUCUCCGAGAUCACCCCCGUCAUCAGUUCCGUCUACACGCAGAUUCAGCCCCUCCCAGGCAGGCUGGAAAUAGCAGGAAGCCGGGAAGCUGCGGAAGGCCACGAGGACCUUCCCGACGGGACGCAGAUUGUGUACCGGGCAUCUCGGGAGCCCAGCAUGGUGUCACCUAGCAACGGCUGCCAGGAUUCCACAGACACUGAGAGCAUCCACGAGGAGAGGGGCUCACAGCAGCCGCUGCUGUCCGUCAUUGGGAACUGCACCAGCAGCCGGCAGAGUCCGGCCUACGCCAAAGAGGACCCCAAAGUACAAGAGGGCAUCAUUCCCACCACUACUCGGUCAACUCCCAGCUCAGCCAAAGAAGCCCUGCGUGUGGUGAAUGAUGAAGGGGAACAGAUAAAAGCCUUCAAAUGCGAGCACUGCCGAAUCUUGUUCCUGGACCACGUCAUGUUCACCAUCCACAUGGGCUGCCACGGCUUCAGAGACCCUUUCGAAUGCAACAUCUGCGGCUAUCACAGCCAAGACCGGUACGAGUUCUCCUCCCACAUAGUGAGAGGGGAGCAUAAAGUCGGCUAGUCCUAAACUCUCUCCCCUCUCUCCCCACCUUCCCAAAUCUCCCUCCCCAUCUCUCGUGCCCCAUCCUCGCCGGGGAUGGAGCCGUUCAUUUCUUUUGUACUCCGUUGCACUGACUUUGGCUAAAAAAGAGAAAUGUUCUAAAAAAAUAAAAUAAAAACCCUAACUUAAAAAAAAAAAAUCCAACAAACUUGAGAUGGGGAGGAGCUCAUAACAUUUGCCUUUUCUACGCUGUGUUAUUUAAAUACUGUUUAUUGAUUUUAAAGUUCUCUUGUGCUUUUGAUUCUCUUCCACGCAUAGUUGUUAUUUAUUAAUUUCAUUUCUCUGUUUUGUUGUCAUGUAAGCCUUUUCUUUACGUCAUUUUGCCAGGGGCUUCCUCCAUUUUGAGGGAUACGACACACACCUCUGGUACACAUCAGCAAGAUAUUAGUGUCUUUCAUGUCUGUCUCUCUCCUUCCUCCUCCAUUCAAAGUUUCUUUGGGCUUCUUUUGGUGAAUUUCAGUUCAGGUAUCUCUUGUCAAGCCCACCAUGUUAGACAUUAAGAACCUCAGAUCAGGUGCUAAUAUACUCUUGUAGAACUUUCCCCUUUCAAAGGGGCUAGGAAAGCCACGAUUUGAGUUACACUUAGAUGGUGAUGUCAGGAAGAACCGCAUGUUCCCUCUUUUUUGGGUGUCUGUGAAACACAGCAUAGGAAGGUAUCCUACUAGGAACUCUGUGGUCCCGUGAACUCUAUACCUCUAUGCUUCUGCAUUAUGACAGCUUUGUGUCUCUUCUUUCGGGGCACAGAAAAGGUGGCGAAUUCUGCAUCUGGUGAAAAUGAAGGAGCUGCAGCGCCAACUAGUCUGAAGGAAGGUGGCUAGCGUUUGUGUACAAAGUUUGCCAGGGUGCUGCUUUUGCAAGCUCAGUUGAAGAUCAGCAUUAGGAAAGCAAAUGCUUCCCCCCCCCCCCAGGAUGCAAGGAAGGAACCUUAGCGUUGCCUGGUUAAAGGGCAUGUUCUGCAUCCCAGCCGUUAGGAAUCUGGGAUGCCCUCCUUCAAAAGGAUGUGCUUGGUGUCCGUGUUGUUCAGCGUGACCUUCUCUCCAGGAGGGUUGCUUGAGCUAACGUCCUCUGAGCUUCCUUCUGCCGGCUCUUAAAGAGUCUUUUUUUUUUUUUUAGUGGAAGUUUUAGAAGGUGUGAGCUUCAACCCUUAGGUGAGUGUAUGUCACUGACUUCUCUCUCCAAAAGCAUGCAACUUCCGUAGGGUGAAUAAAUAAACAUGACCCUGUUGGAUGUGAUUCCUAGGAGACACAAUCAAGGGACUUUCAGUGGAAGGCAGGAAACAAGAUAGGAAAAGCCCCUGUGGCUUUUAGUAACCUCCCUUGCAACUGCUAGAGUCGGGUGCUGAAGCCUUGUCACUUCUUGCUGUUGUUCUGGUGCCUGACUUCUGCCUCUCUCCAGUCAGUUGCUCAGGAAUUGGUUAUCACAAAGUAGCUUGGGGUUUGACUCCUUUCCCAGCAGGAAGGGCUGCCUUGUUUUUGCACAGAUCAGUAAAAAACCAUGUUCAGAAAGCAUAUGGGGUUUUUUUUGGACUCCAUUAGCAAACUCUUGACAGCAGCAGCCGUGAAGGUGGAAGUUCCUUGUCUUGUACAGCUACGUAAAAGCAUACAGUGGCAUGGACAAAAUCGUGUCGAGUAACUUCCGGUAACCUGUCUGCCCAAUAUCUACACAGUAGCCAGAGUCUCCCAUUUUCUCACAGGUACGUGAUCAGUGGUGCCAAAGAGGGCCAUUGGUGUUCUGCAAUGCAGAUCCCGCCGAAAAAACCUUGCUUUGUGUACUUUAGUGUCUUAAAGCCUUGAUCACCACGAAGGGCUGAAACCUCUAAUUCUGUAGUUUGGUUGAAGAUGCAUUUCUGUUAGUGGACUGUAGGCAGGAUUUGUUACUCCACGUCAGGCUUAUGCAGUCAUUCCUACCAGCCCAAGCAGAAAUUCUGUUUAUCCUUGCUUUUAAGAGUGUAAUCGCCAAAUGUAAAGGCUUGGGCGUUGAGGCAGCAUAACUGGGGAAGUUUGCCUUUCUGCAAGGUGUUGUCCUUCGUCUCAGCACCUUGACCUGCUAGAAGCACCUUGCCUGAGAGAAAGAGAUGGGAGGUAAGGGUAAAAUUGUAUCUCUAGUCUUAGGACACAGCAAGGGGAGAAGGCUUGUGGUUUUAGAUAAAUGCCCAUGAUGCAUAAAAAAUAACUUGCUCAACAGCAGCUCAGCAAACUGCUUCCUUGUGGGAUAAACCAAAGGCUGUUCUUUUUCUACUUAUAGAAACACCUCAAGUUGCAACGUUUUGUUCGGUUUUGCCCUUUUGUUAUUAGACUGCUUUUUUUGAGAUGUGAAAUGCUAAAUUUUCCGAGCUGUCGCCACCCCUUGCAAGGCCGGACAGAUUUGCUUAACUGGAAAGGCCUUGACAAAUGAGAUAUUCCGGGGGAUUCCUCUAGAAGAUGGGAAGGUGAGAACCUUCCUUCAAAUAGUUGCACUCCACUGUUCUGCCACACUUUCUAAAGCUCUUAACUUUUCUGGUACAAAGUCACUUUCCCCUUCUGCCUUGUCACUUGGGUUCAGCAUACGAAUUGUAUCUUACAGGUUCAGAAGGCAUUUUGAGCUGGUUCCGGCAGAUGUGUACUUUGUGGCUUCAAGCAGAGGGAAUAGAAUAUUAAAAUUAUUGUCAUUAAGAUUACUAUUGUGCAAUACGAAUGGAAGCUGCUGGGAGACUUUGCCAAAUUGCUAAAGGGACUUGAGAGUCCACUUCCUGUCUUUUCAAUGAGGAUUGUACUUUCCCCUCCCUCCCUGCUAUUCCUUAGGCCCAUGGAUAAAGGAUUUUGAUUUUUUUUAAAGCACUCAUAUCUCCUAUUGGUGUACAGUAUUCAGCACUUUUUGUGAUUGUUGAACCGAAGAAUCAGUUCAGAAGGCAUAGUUCCCCCCUCAAUAAUUCCCAAGAUUUGGAUGCUCAUUAAAUUAUAUUAUUUGAAUGAAACUGCCCAGUGGUGAUUCUGGGGAUGACACUUCCGUACUGGGAAUUGUUACGGGGUUUCUCAUGUGACUGGAAGACAUCUUAUGAUCCAGCCAUUAUACAUUGUAUUUUUGAAUGUUUUGACUUCAUACUGCUUUAAAAGUUAGGAUUUGUCCACUACAAAUCUUGCAAACAUGAAGGUUUGAGUCAGAUUAACACAAGCAGUUUGAUAAGAUAAUUGUGUUGAAUGAAUGAACUCAAGGUGUUCCAUUUGUGCCCCUGGAAAUCUGUGAGAGCAUAUCUUAAAGCUGCUUCUUAGCUAUUUUUUAAAACACACAUUUGGGUUCUCAGGAAAGGCUUAUCUAAAGACUUGUGAAAGCAGGAUGUUGGAAAUCUAAUGCACAUUUAUUACAUUUAAUAAAAAACCUCAAAGCUGAUUUCCAACUUUUAAAGACAUUUACCUGUCAUUGAGUGACUGUUUUGGCCCAUUUUGUGUAUAUGAGCAAGUAAAAAAAAGCUUCUUCCAGAAUGCGUUUUCAACAUUUUUCCCCAUGAACCGCCUAACACGCCAGUAUUUUAGAUGAUUCUUGCAUCUUGCUUAUAGGAUUCAUCCUGUGAAAGCUAAUUGUAGCCUUUUCACAUAAAUGCAUUCAGAGAAAGAUCUAAAACAUUUGUCGCGUGAACCACAAAUGUUAUAGAAUUAAAUCUCUGAGUUGAGAUGUUUGCACAUCUUCUGAUCCAGGCAGACCUGUGUGUAUAGCAGUAAUGAGAGAAGCAAACUCCUAAACUCAAUGUGUGCAUGUUUUUGUCCCUCCCUCUCCACCCCAGUAUGAAUCUAGGCCUAGAAUGGUGUUUGCAGGAAUCAUUUCCAUUUAUAGGAAGAUUCUCUCUUGUAGGAUCUGACAGAGAGCACUUUCCUCUAGGUACAUGAGGCUGUCUGGACCUCUGGUUGGGGCACACAUGCAGGGUUGAAGGCUUCUCUCCCAGUGUGAUUUGCAACACUAUAUUUAAUUGGCAAGCACUAUUAUUCCAUCGAUCAAGGCGAAACAAAAGUUGGUAUUUACAAAGUCCUUGAACCAUUGAAAGAGAUCACUUAUUCCCCAGACAUAGGCAAAAUCUUAUGUGUGGUGUUUGUUUGUUUGUUUAUGUGGCCAGCCUUUUAAGCAGAAGUGGAAAUAAAGCAGAGAGCAAAAUUUGUGUCUCCUUUCCCCCACUUAGUAGAUCAGCUGCAUAGUUCAUGCUAGGCACUUAAAUAAAUCUCAAUCUGUAAAAUAGAGCUUGGGGGAGACACACCCCAAAGCAGCUGUUACACAACCGGGGGCCUUUCCACAUGUUUUUGGGGCCUACAACUCCCCAUCAACCACAGCCAUCUUGGGCUGAAGGCGAGUUACAGUACGAAGGAUCUGAAACACCACCUUAGGGAAAGUUGCUAAGAAUAUGGAGUUUUUUUCCUAAAAUAAUCUAUUCUUCCAGUUCUAGAAGUGAUCCUCAAUGCUCUCAUCUUUUCCAUGUGAGAUUAGAGUUCUUUCCAGCUCCCCUAAACCAAAUUCUGGGAAGAGGCAUCUUUCUUUUUUUUCCAAUGCAGAGACUAAUAUUGCUGUGAAAACUGUAAAACAUAAUCCGACUAGCUAUGCUUGUCAACUUGAUACAUUUGUCAAGAAGUGGGGGCAUGUAUUGACUUCUUGACAUAUAACAUUGGGAAGGAAAUAUGUUAGUGCAGUCUUUCUUGUUAGAUAUUUUUACAGGUUGUUGUUUUUUCCAGAUACAAGUGUGAUUCUUUGACAAGAACAACAACAAAAAAUUAAUAGGAAAAUCGGCUUUCACAGUUGGGUACUGACUUCUUGAAAGCCAAAGAUGGCCCUUGGGUGCUUGGCAUCAAUUAAUGCCACACUGGUAAAUUGAAGCACCUAAAGGGUCAUUUGUUACUGUUGAUUUCUAUUUGUAAAAAGUAAAGAUAAUCCCUUUGUGCCUCCAUACAAAGCCCACGUUCAGACUUUUUCUUCCUGUUUUUAGUGGGAAUAGAACCGCUCUCUGCAGGAACUCUUUGGUUUUCUUUUGGUUUUCUUUUUUUAAAAAAAUCAGAAAUAUUGGGUAGUUCUUGAGCUAAAUGAAGACCUCCAGCUCAUCACUGUUGAACUAUAUUUACUGCACUGUGGAAUGGUACGAAUCUCUCUUAAACCUGCUUCUGUGAUGAAUCAGGAGCAAGAAUCCUGUUUCAGACUUCACAACUUACCUCCUGCUUCUCCCCUUUUGUGAAAAUGGAAACAGGUUUGUUUUUAGAGAAACAAAGCUCUAAAAUUUCUAAGAAAACCAGUGUUCUGUUUUAUUUUUGCUUUCACCUGUAUGAAGAGCCUAAAAAACAAAUCUUGGAAAUUUUGUAAAACUCCAGGUCUCUAACUUGUGUAAAUAUUAUAUAUUUUUAAACCAGAUGUAUGAAGAACAAAAAGAUGUGCAAUAUCCCCAACCCGCUACAAUAUUCUUCUCUUCUUUCUAACAAGCUUUCAUUUGUAUAUUGUUAUUGGAUUUGCUGGUGUCGCACUCUUCCCCCCCCCCCUUUUUUUUUUGGUGGGGUUAAACUCACUUUUAAAUAAAAGAAAAAACUCUUACUGCAAAAGCUUUUUUGUAUCUGUAAUAUAUUGUAAGUACAUAUUUGUGUAAUGGAGAUUAUACUACUGUUAAGUUUUGUACUGUACUGGCUGAAGGUCUGUUAUAAAUAAACAUGAGUAAUUUAA